GUCCCUACUAAAUUCAAAAUGGAAAUUCAUGGAUUGCAAGUACAGAGCAAUUUCGAUCCUUUCACUCCGAUCGUCGAAGGAGAUCAAAUCACUUUGACGUGUCGCAGUAAAAACAAAGACGUGAUGGACCUAGCCUGGCGAUGGCUGCCCACUGUUCCACUGCCUUACCAAACUAUCACAUUCAUGGAAAUCAACACUACUCGUCUCCCAGCAGGCCUGAAUUCCUAGUCUUUUACUUAUUUAGUUAUUUUGGUCUCAAUUACAACGAAAUAUUUCAAUUGACAGACGGGAAAGGUUAUUUGUUGCCGUUCGAGAACGAAACCAGAGACCAGGAUUACCCACCACCUUUGGGAACGUUCCAGGUGCACCGAUUGAAAUGGACCAACUGCCCAGUGGAAGCUAAUGGCAUAUACCAGUGCUACGACGCUAAUAAUUUAAAUAUUCCCAUCAGCAACAUCACAGUCAAUGUCGCUGGUUCAAAGGCUCCAGUAAUAAUCGAUUCAGAAGAUGAAGAAAUUGACGUUUAUCCAGGAAACGAAUGUGUGUUACCUUCUCAAUCUGAUGAACAGAGAAAAAAACCGGCCGAAGAAAUCCUGGACGACGGACGGUGGACUCUGCCAAUUGAAACGACUACCUUACCGACUAGUCGCUGGAGUGUGGACCCUGGCCGCUUUCAUCUUCGUCCAGUCCUACACGUCGACUCUCUUCACACGACAAUCAAUCAGCCGCUAAUCAAUUCCAUCUACGACGUUUUAGAAAAUCAACAAUAUAACGGGACUAUUUGGAACAUUGAAAAAACGCAUCGAUUCCUUUCCGAAUUCCCGAUGCCUAUCGUCGAACGAAUGUAUCAGUCCUAUACAAGCUGGACCAAGAAACGUUUACCUUGA
Molecule: messenger RNA, 887 nt
Organism: Daphnia pulicaria
Lineage: Eukaryota; Metazoa; Arthropoda; Branchiopoda; Diplostraca; Daphniidae
Exons: 5
Coding region: 141-887 (248 amino acids)
Source: RefSeq, a predicted model, not a curated record